AUGGGCUACGCUCCGCUCUCCGACGCGGCUUUGUGGUACGACGCGUGGAAGUACACCGGCUGGCAAGACUUCACCGGGUUACCUGCUAACCCCCUAACGAUGUCUCUCGAAGAACGACGCGCCUCUGGCAUCAUGUGGAACGACGAUCAGCUGGCCGCGUUCGCGGAGUACGUUGAAUGGGUGAAACAAUUCAAGAAGCCGGACGACACGAUGAAGAAGAAGUCUCGAACUCUAUCGCCGCGCGUGCAGCUCGGUCGCGGCCUGUGGAAGACCCUAUGGGUGAAGUUUCACAGGAAGAUGAGCUGCAAUCAGACCAUCGACACCCUCCUGAAGGACCUCCACUGCGACUACUGGACUGUUGCAAAGGUAACUGGCAAGCGCGAGGUCGUUGGCGGUCACCAAGACUGGACCGACGUCUACUUUGCGGAUAUCGCGGUCCGUUUACUCGGUGAAACCGAGGUCAUUAUGGCCUACGGACUCAUCCGACCAUUGGCGCGACGGUUUGUAAAUGAAGUAUUGUAUGUCGCAUGGGAACGUCAGACCAAGCAGGCUAAGCAAUGGGUGAAAACCUAUGACACCAAGAAGACGCUGGUUGAUGAUGCGUGGACAGACUUUCAAUCCGGGAAAAAGAAGGGUCGCGCGUUGUACACGCUUUUGCAAAAACUGAAGCAGUUCAGAGAUCAUGCAGAGUUCUUGCAAGACGAGUUGGCAACGGCAGAUGUCGAGACUCGCUUGAGCGAAUUGGAACAGAUCUUGAGUGAAGCCGGCAAGGCACUCAGACCCGGAGCCGAGCCCAAAUCCAGGAGGACAGGUCGAUCACGUCGCCCUGUCAUCGACUUGGUGACGCCGGAGGAGCUCGAAGCUGUCUAUCGCGAAUAUGUCGAAGCCUUCAUUGAUGGCCCCAUGAGGGCGGAAAUGGAUAUAUCUCCUGGGACGGAAAUUGACACAUUCCAGGAGGAUCUGUCAGGUGAGAUCGGCAAUGACCUCGGCGUAACGAUGGAGCUAGGCAUGUCUCGCGAGGAGCUGAUGAACCAAAUGGGCUUGAACGGGGAAGUCCUUCCUUUCAUGUACAAGGUGAAGAAUAAGCUUCCCUACUCGAUCUGGACGGCGGGCAAAUCCCCGCGUGACGUUCGUGCUAAGCUUCGCGACAUGGGAGAGCUGAGGGGACAAUUGAGCGGGUCCUCAGAGUGGGAGGACCUUACCCUGCGAUGGCAUCAGGUCGCCGGCAUUCGCGCUGCGCUCCGCAUGCUUCAAAAUGGCAACGACGCAAUCUUGAUUGCAGAUGAGGUUGGCAUUGGCAAGACAGCACAGGCGCUGGGUGUGAUCUGCAUGGUCGCCCACUACAUCGAUUCCGGCUUAGAGAACCGCCCCGUACCGACGUUCGGUGGGGGUCCACUCAAGUCCGCCCCUCAUAUCAUCAUUUAG
Messenger RNA from Sparassis crispa, 1425 nucleotides. RefSeq lists its product as hypothetical. Bases 1 to 1425 code for a protein of 474 amino acids. The record is from RefSeq and is a predicted model, not a curated record. NCBI's taxonomy places the organism in Eukaryota, Fungi, Basidiomycota, Agaricomycetes, Polyporales, Sparassidaceae. The transcript is spliced from 4 exons.